AGCGCCAUCAAAGAAAAUCUAGAACAACAGCUGAAGCACAUUUGCACGAAGUAUUUUCAGAAAGUUAGUUUCUUCUUGCUUCCUCUCUGUCGAGUACGUUGGCGUUUGUAUCAAAUCCAGAAUGGGCGUGCAAGUAGUAGAAUCUCCAGCUGAUUUUCAGGCGAAGGUCACGGCCGCUGACUCAAAGCUGAUUGUAGUCGACUUCUUUGCGAACUGGUGUGGACCAUGCCGUCAGAUCGCUCCUGCGUAUGAAGAGCUUAGCAAUCAGUAUCCUAAUGUUCUGUUUCUGAAGGUGAACGUGGAUGAAAAUGAGGAGGUGGCGGCGUUGUUCAGUGUCAGCGCCAUGCCCACGUUCAUCUUCAUGCGCUCGGGCGCUAGAGUCGGUCAGGUGCGCGGUGCCAACCGGCCCGCACUGGAAGCCAUGCUCCAGCAGCAUGCCAGCGCCGAUGCAUCGGCUGCACCUGCUGCUGCCCCUGCUGCCGGUGAUGGUGCUGCUGCCGCUGCUGCUGCUCCGGAAAAGCCAACCGAAUUGCUGCCUGGUCUCAUUGCUGGUCAUAUUGAUCUUGUGGAGAUGGUGGACAAGGAGAAGAGUGAAUGCCUGAAUGAGAGUGACGAUCAUCGGUUCACCACUGCCAUGCACUCUGGUGGUGGCUAUCUGCAAUCGGAAUGCGAUGAGCAGUUGAUAAUCUUCAUCACGUUCCUGCAGUCGGUAAAGAUCCACACGUUACAGGUCCAGUCACCCGACAAUGGCCAUGCUCCAAAGACUCUAAGACUGUUCACCAACUUGCCGAAUGCACCAGACUUUGACUCGGCUGAGACCAACAAACCGACACAGGAGUUUGUGUUGAAGCCCGGUGAUACGACAGGUAAUGGUUUAGUUCCUGUGCAGUUCGUCAAGUUCCAGAAUGUUCAGAGUUUGUGCAUUUUUGUCAAGGACAAUCAGGGCGGAGAAGACACGACCAUAAUCGAUCAUUUUACGUUCUACGGAACAACGCUGGCUGAAACCUCCAUGAAUGAAUUCAAGCGAGUAUCUGGUAAGGCCGGUGAAGUACACGGCCAUUGAGUUGUCAUCAGGCGACCUGACCCGCUUGUUUUAUUAUUCAACAUGACCCGACCUGUACAUGAGGAGCAUUCCGAUAUAACUCUAUUUGCUGCGCAUUGCCCACACACUGAACAUGAACCUGAUCAUGGCAGACACACCAUUCUCCUACUGCCACACUUUCCGAGUUGCUGUACAUAAUUAUAUUUAAAGUCGACUUUUUUUAAGCUUUACAUUCAUUCAUUCAUCCAUUCAUUCUAUUGUUGUUUGUGUCAUAUUGUGUGUACCAUACGUAACAGUGAAUGAGUUGCUUCUGCCACAGCAUGCAGUAGAGUCA
Messenger RNA from Sycon ciliatum, 1376 nucleotides. Its product is annotated as thioredoxin-like protein 1. The record is from RefSeq and is a predicted model, not a curated record. Lineage: Eukaryota; Metazoa; Porifera; Calcarea; Leucosolenida; Sycettidae. Bases 122 to 1063 code for a protein of 313 amino acids. Gene Ontology annotation, molecular function: protein-disulfide reductase activity. Gene Ontology annotation, cellular component: cytosol. The transcript has 9 exons.